This is a messenger RNA of Striga asiatica, 1786 nucleotides long. The record is from the annotation of a GenBank genome assembly. NCBI's taxonomy places the organism in Eukaryota, Viridiplantae, Streptophyta, Magnoliopsida, Lamiales, Orobanchaceae.
AAACAUGUGACUCGACUCGAGUUUAAGUUCUUGUUUUCGGUCAAAUUCGAUCUGAAGUCGAAUUUUGAUUCAUUUGCAAUCAGGAUGUGUGAAAAAUGAAAUGAAAACCGAAAAUGUAUUUUUUUUUUCUUUCUAAGUUAUUAAUCUUAUUAUUUUCGUAUUUCAGCUGAAAAGCACUAGAAGGAGCACGUGCUCGAUCGCCACCGCAUAGAUUAUGACGACUGACUGAAGAUCGCGAAGCUCAGCCAUACGUAUAUACAAACGCACGCAUGCGUGCGGGUGUGUGCGCGCCUGAAGAAGCUCCACAGUUGGUAAUGGCGGACGAGCCUCUGCCCACCCGUUGGUCCUUUCAGGAAUUUAAGUUGUUUUAUGAUUCCAAGUUUGGGAGGAAGAAGGAGGCCCAAGCAGAAGAGUCUUCUGCAAAUGGCCAAACAUCAUAUAAUGGGGAUCAUUCGAAUGGGAUAUCAAAUGGGAGUCAGCAUGUGAAGAAUGCAUCUGACUUGGCUAUCUUUGAACAAUUUAGUAACCAGAAUCGAGGGAAUUCGAUGCAGUCUAAUGGAGCUUCGUUGGUGGGUGCAGAUGAAAAGCCGCACAAAUCUUUACUUCCACCUUUUGAGUCAGCUGAAGUGCGUGCUUUGGCAGAAAGUUUGUGUAGAGAUAUCAUUCGAGGUAGUCCAGAUGUUAAAUGGGAAAGCAUAAAAGGAUUAGAUAAUGCCAAACGGCUACUCAAAGAGGCUGUUGUCAUGCCAAUUAAGUACCCAAAGUAUUUCACUGGUCUUUUAACACCAUGGAAAGGCAUUCUCCUUUUUGGGCCACCUGGAACUGGAAAGACUAUGCUGGCAAAAGCUGUUGCAACUGAGUGCAAAACCACAUUUUUCAACAUUUCUGCAUCAUCAAUUGUCAGCAAAUGGAGGGGCGAUUCUGAAAAAUUGGUAAAAGUAUUGUUUGAGCUUGCUAGGCAUCAUGCACCAUCAACUAUAUUUUUGGAUGAAAUUGAUGCCAUUAUCAGCCAGCGAGGUGAAGGCCGCAGUGAACAUGAAGCAAGUAGGCGUUUGAAGACUGAGCUGCUUAUACAGAUGGAUGGCUUGACAAAAACAGAUGAACUCGUUUUUGUUCUGGCAGCAACCAACCUACCGUGGGAGCUAGAUGCAGCCAUGCUUAGGCGUCUCGAAAAGCGGAUCCUCGUGCCUCUUCCAGAAGCAGAAGCAAGAAAAGCCAUGUUCGAGGAAUUGUUGCCGUCAGAUUUCGAGGAGGAACUUCCUUAUGAUUUGAUGGUGGAGAAAACGGAAGGCUACUCAGGUUCAGAUCUUCGCCUACUAUGUAAAGAAGCUGCAAUGCAGCCACUGAGACGAUUAAUGGCGAAUCUUGAGGCAAAAAAAGAACUGGUGCCUGAGGAUGAGUUGCCGAAGGUUGGACCAAUCACGCGUGGCGACAUUGAGGUGGCACUGAAGAACACUAGGCCUUCGGCUCAUCUCCAUGCACAUCGUUAUGAGAAAUUCAAUGCGGACUAUGGCAGCCAAAUACUCCAGUGAAGGCUCGUUAAGUCGUUAUAUUGGUCAACUUCGAGCGAUAAAUUCGAGCUGCUUUAAAUGUGUGUGUGUGUGUGUAUGUUUACCACCAUCUUAUGAUUUGUCAGGUCCCUAAAUGACAUUUUCUACUGUACCAUUAUUUGGAGGGAAAAGAAGUAACAUCGAAUCAUGUUAUUCAUUAAUAUGUCAGAACUAUGUGUACUCUAAUGAAGGCAGAUGCAGCUUUAAGUAGUCUAUUUUUUGGUUUUUGCAUAAGA